Molecule: messenger RNA, 3267 nt
Organism: Verticillium dahliae VdLs.17
Lineage: Eukaryota; Fungi; Ascomycota; Sordariomycetes; Glomerellales; Plectosphaerellaceae
Product: leucine-rich repeat-containing protein
Exons: 2
Coding region: 1-3267 (1088 amino acids)
Molecular function (GO): protein binding
Source: RefSeq, a predicted model, not a curated record
AUGGAGGAGAAGCCAGCGGCGGUCAAUCGCCAGAGUGCGAUCCCCCGCAUGUCACGACUUCCAACGCCAAGGUCGACAUCAUCUUCCAACCUCCGACCAGCUCCUUCGAAAGAGAACUUGAACCCUGUCCCGAAGCAGCGCCUUCGCCCAGCAGCUUCUCGAGAUCAAUUGCCCCGAGCCUCAUCGAUUCCUUCCAAUAGACUUGAACCCCGCGAAGCCUUGGCCACGACGCCUCGCCCGAGACGAGACAUGUCUGCCGCCAGACCACGAGCCACGGAUUCAAGACCGAGCUUAGCUGCCUCGACUACACCGACUCACUCUCCCUCGCAGCCGCCUUUGAGCCAUACCCCAACAGGCGAUCCCCCCUCGGACCCAGACCACUUCCUCUUCAAGAAACCGACAGCCCUCUCACGACGCCCCUCCGAAGCUCAAUUGUCCACGCCGAGCGGUGCUAUGAACCAGUCACCUGUCGAUAGUGAACCGCCCAUCAAUGACAGCACUGACAGCAUGUCGUUCGGGACCAUCCGACCUAGGUCUUCGAAGCCAAGGCCGUCUUUGUCCGAACGAACCAUGGAGACACUAGCGCAGCUCCCCUCUUCCCCGGCAAUGAGCAAGAAAUCGACCUCCUUCUUUGACCCGGACGGUACAAGAAGGUCUCGGUCGCGGGCAGGAAGCAAUGGAUCGAGGCCAGGCUUGAGCUAUACAUCCGAUGGAUCGAUGCGUCCGCCCUCGCAGGCAAGAAGCCGCCCAGGGUCAAGCUCUGGCCCUGACGAUGGCAGUGUCUCGAGCUUCAGGGCCUCUACGAAUACUUUUCGACAGCCUCUGAGCACAAUUGAGGGUACGCCAUCACGGCGUACCUCGGGCAUUGCUUCGCUGAGGACGCCCUCUGUCCGAGGCGUCGCUCGCGCCACCCCAGCCCGCUCGACGAACUUCUCGGCCUCCACGAUCGGACAUUCCUUCGAUAGAGGUUCGAGUCCAACCAAGUCAACCGGUAUUGCAGCACCGCCAAAGACUGGGGCCAAGACAAUAGCGGCUCGGCCGCUGAAGCAGAGACAGUCGAUCAACGGUCUCUUCAAGAAGCCUUCGCUGCCUGCGAUGGACCGCACUGCCGCUGCACAGCCAGCUCCUCCCAAGUUUACACCGAAGCCGGCACCCAAGACGACACCGACACCAUCAAGGCUCACAAAGCCAACUCGAACGAUACCAAAGCCAGGAGCAACUGGUGCUCCAUCGGAAGCCAUUGGGAAGCCGGAUAUGGAGGCCAGUCGAAAAUCGUCCACCGCGCUUCGCGAGCAGAUUGCACAGGCUAAAGCUGCAAAGCGCGCUGCGGUGAAGAAGGCUCCCGAUCUGGACCUGGUCCCAGACUCGUUGGCCGUGACAGAUGAUCCAAAGUCCUUCCCGCUCAAAUCCCCGAUUGUGCCAGCCGACAACAGCUUCGAUUUCGGGAUCGCCGUAACGCAUGACCCAUUCAAUACACAGAGAACACAGAGCGCAAAGAACAAGAUUGUGCAACAGCGUCUCGGUGAUGCGCGCAGCUCUGGCAGGCUCAAUAUCGCGGCCAUGGGACUGAGUGUCAUGCCUGUCGAAGUACUGAAAAUGUAUGAUGCUGAGAUGAUGGGGACUAAUGACGGAAGCUGGGCUGAGAGCGUCGAUCUGACGAGGCUGAUUGCCGCCGACAACGAGAUGGAGCUCAUCGACGACAGCAUCUUCCCAGACGUGACUGCCGACGACCUAGCAGCUGAGGAGGACGGGAAUGGGAACAUUUUUGGCGGACUGGACACAAUCGACCUGCACGGGAAUCUAUUGAUCUCUCUUCCUGUCGGACUGAGGCAGCUUCGCCUCCUGACCUUUGAAUUGCUGCCAUUUGGCAUUCUGUCCCAGAUGCCCUUGACAGAACUCAACCUGAAGAAGAACAAGCUUGCAAAGACGCUCAUUGAAGACGACGUGGAGGCUCUCCCGAAGCUGCAAUCAAUCGACAUCUCCUGCAACCAGAUUACGCAUAUCGUUGCCCCUGGCACAACGGUCAGCCUGCCGGUGCUGUAUCAGCUCAGCGCGUCUAUGAACCGCCUGAAAGCUCUGCCUGACGUCAGCUCUUGGAGUAGUCUUCUGACGCUGACCGCGGACGAGAACAGUAUCUCGGAGUUUCCGGAAGGCUUCUUUAGUCUGGAGAAGUUGCGACAUGUUGAUUUCUCUGCUAAUGAUAUUCGCAUCAUCCCGCCGGAGAUUGCCAGGAUGGACAAUCUCGCAAUGAUUCGCCUGAGUGGCAACCCGUUGCGUGACAAAAAGUUCAUCUCGGCCACGACAGAGGAGCUGAAAGAUGCCCUGGCAGCGAGGCUGGAACCGCCGCCUCCUUACGACGAUGUCACAAGCACCGCGCACACAAUCGCGGCUGCCAUCGCUGACGAUGCCAAAGCAUCCGAAUCACCAACGAAAGAAGUCGCACCUGAAGAGGGUGAGCAUGACAGUCGAUCCGACAUGGAUGACUUCGCAACUCCCCCGACAUCGGCGCCGCACUCGCCUGCUCGAUCGAGGUCGCACACCCUUUCGAGCCAAACUUGGCCCGUUAAGAAUGGCGGACUGCUGGACCGCUCUGGAACACAGUCCUCGUCGCUUCACCCUGUCGUUUGUUCCAAAAUUGCCGCCGCUACCCGGGUCACGGAAAUCCAGCUCCAUCACAACCUUUUCGCAACGUUUCCUGAAUCUCUUACGUUCUUCGCCAACACCUUGACGGCGCUGUCUUUGGCUCACAACAAGCUUGUCGGCGAGACGUACUUGCCAGAGGAGCUGGAGCUACCUGCUCUCCGGGAGCUCAAUCUGAUGAACAACCACAUCACGAGCCUGGCCCCGCUGACGGCCAAUCUCCGAUCGCCGCAGCUCGAGAAAGUUGAUGUCUCGCUCAACCGUAUCACAGCGCUGCCGACUGAUCUACGUGUCGUGUUCCCGCAGCUGUCGGUCAUGCUUAUUGCCAACAAUCACCUUAUCGAGCUGGACCCUGAGAGCAUACGGGGUCUGCAGGUCGUGGACGCCAACAAUAACGAUAUCGCACACUUGAACCCCAAGAUCGGCUUGCUUGGCGGAAACGGCGGCCUGCGUCAGCUUGACGUAUCAGGGAACCGCUUCCGUGUUCCGAGGUUCAGCGUGCUCGAACGUGGAACAGAUGCAACACUGAGGUGGUUGCGGGGUCGUGUGCCUGUUGCCGAGAUGGCCAGCUGGAAAGAAGGACAAGGAGAGGGUGGGCAGGGCGAUUCUGACGACGACGUCGACUGA